Messenger RNA from Panonychus citri (citrus red mite), 1710 nucleotides. RefSeq lists its product as uncharacterized. The transcript is spliced from 2 exons. The coding region runs from base 205 to 1551 and encodes 448 amino acids. The record is from RefSeq and is a predicted model, not a curated record. NCBI's taxonomy places the organism in Eukaryota, Metazoa, Arthropoda, Arachnida, Trombidiformes, Tetranychidae.
UCUGGAUCAGCAAAUGAAAUUAAUAGAAAAUCAAUUUAAUUGACCAAUUAGAUUUCGGUCAUUUCGUUAGUCAAAUGUGGUCCAAGGUAUAAAAAGGUGACAGAUUUUAAUCUUUUCAUCAGUCGAGGUUUGUUGUUCUCUAUUAACAAUUGACAAAGUGAAUUUCCUGCGAUCUCCAUCUCUUUAUAAAAGUGACUAUUUAAGAUGACCAUGUAUUCAGUAUCUCUCUUUUUAAUCUUAAUCAUUUCGCCUCAUUGCUUGGAAGCAAUGACCUGGAAUCUUUACCGAAAUGCUCCUUCUUGUUGUCAAUCGUAUCAAGUCACCGCUGCUCCUGUUAAAUGUGUUCCUUGUCCACCCACGACAACUUUACCUCCCAAAAUAGUGAAACCAGUCAGUGAACUUUGUUGUGGGGCUUAUGAAGUGGCCAAACCUUGCAAACCUUGUGUUCCCGUCUACCCAGUGAAGGAAGUUACCACUCCCGCUCCUCCGCUUUACACACCGAGUCCUUGUCUUCCUCCCACAUGUUAUACUGAUCUAGUUAAACAAAAGGUUGAGAUUGAAAACAUUUACAAACAAGGAAGUCAAAUGAUGGUUGAUUAUUCUGAUUCAGCCACCGGUCCAGUCGUUUAUGUCGCCCAAACAAUUUCUAACGGAGCUGAUUUGAUUCCAACAUUGUUUGCCGCUGGUGGUGGUUUCCUAGGAAAAGCCAUUGCUGCGCCUAUUCAAUUCUUCAAUCGAAUUGGUUUCUCUUUUCUUUCUGGAGCCAUAAGUCAAGUUGUCACUAUUCCAAUUUCAUUGGGAACUUCCGUCAGAGCUUCAACUGUGGUACUCCAACCUUAUUUACGGUGGUUCGGAUUAGGAGGUAAAGACGCCCCACACACUUGCUGUGCUACUCCACCCACUCCUGGUACUUUUGAACAAAUUGGACUAAAACCCGUUGGUAUUUUAACUGGACCAGUUCAUCUCGCCUUGGGAUCCUUCUUGAGUCUCGGCGGAUCAACUUUCCGACUUAUUGGAACUUUGACUAAAAGUGGCGGUGAAUUUUUCGAGAACACAGGCCAUGGAUUCAAGAACGUUGGAGCUCUGAAAGUAGCCGAUGGAAUAAAAAGUGUUUCCUCUUUCUUAAGCAAAGUUGAUAAUCCACAAUCACAGACCAUUUGUAUCGACGAUGGAAAAAAAUUAUCGUUCUAUGAAAAAGUUCCCGUUAUUGCAACUACUCCGAUUCCAGUUUACUCGACAACUGUAGCACCUUACACGACAACUGUAGAACCUUACACAAAGGUCGAAGUGGUCAAACCAGUGAUCAAACCCGUCGUCACCACUCCCUAUCCAGUCGUCGCUUCCACUACUGUUAAAAUGGUUCCAAAAUACUCGACAACACCUCCGCCAACAACAACAACAACAACACUCGCUCCAAGUUAUGAAGUAACAACAUCUAAGGUUGUGGCAGUUGCGAAACCAGAAAUCCCUGUUUAUCCUGAUCUUCCGAUUCUCAAUGAAAGUGAAUACGACGCUGGCCCUGAAGACGACGACGAGAAAGAAGAUAAAUAAUUUUUAAUAACUGUUAUGUUUUUACCGUUGACAAGAUUUUAUAUCGUUUCUAAACUGUAGAUCUGCAUUUUUAAAUAUUCAAAGUACAAAAAACCGACCCAAUUGUUGUAAUUAAAUAGUCAAAAGACACGAUCACUAAUAAAAAGAUGCUCAAAAUUA